AUUACUCAUCUAACUCCAAAGGUGGUGGGGAUCGUACAAUUUUGAUUUAAGAUAAUUUUAAAUUAAUUAUUUAUAUUUUGUGUGAUAAAGUACUACAUAUUGUAUCCCAGUUGUUCAACAUGUCAAACAAUAAUAGUUACAGAACUGUAUAUGCAUUCGCCAGAGAAAUGUAUCCCAAGAAAAAGGACUCUUUUUUGCAAUAUGGGACAGCAGGUUUUAGAACAAAGGCUACUGAACUGCACCAUGUGAUGUACAGAAUGGGUUUACUUGCUGUACUCAGAGCAAGGUACAAAAAAGCUGUAGUAGGUGUAAUGAUCACUGCUUCUCACAACCCCGAGGCAGAUAAUGGGGUAAAAAUAGUCGACCCUCAUGGCGAAAUGCUUGAAGAAACCUGGGAGACUUGGGCUACAAAGUUCGCAAAUGUUGUUGACGAAAAAUUAGAAGACACAAUCAAUGAACUUAUCAAACUCUUCAACAUCGAUAACAUGGGCGACAGGGUGGAGGUAGUUAUAGGAAAAGACACGCGACCCAGUAGUCCCACAUUGGCGAAAGCCGUCCAAGAUGGAGUACUAGCAUUGUCGGGGAAACCAGUAGAUUAUGGUAUUGUCACAACGCCUCAGGUCCAUUAUUUUGUAGUUUGUAAGAAUACUAAUAGAGCUUAUGGUCAACCCACAGAAGAAGGGUACUACAGAAAACUGAUAAACGCUUUUCUAAGGAUAAGAGGUGAUAAGUAUAAUAAAGACAAUUACGAUAAUAGAGUGAUAUAUGAUGGUGCUAAUGGUGUAGGUGCUAAGAAGGUAAAAUAUUUAAGGGAGGUUUUGAAAGAUAGUCUUCUUGUCGAAAUGUACAAUGAUGAAAUAAUUGGAUCAGGGAAACUAAAUCAUUUGUGUGGUGCAGACUACGUCAAGUCUCAGCAAAAAUUUCCUAAUGGUCUUCCCAAAGAGAAAAAUGUUCGUUGUUGUUCUGUAGAUGGCGACGCCGAUCGUAUUGUGUAUUAUUACCUUGACGAUAAUGAAAAAUUCCAUCUCUUAGACGGUGAUAAAAUAGCUACCUUGGCUGCUGCUUAUCUUAAGGAAAUCUUGCAAAAGACUGGUUUGAAAUUGAAAAUAGGGUUAGUUCAGACCGCGUACGCUAACGGAGCGUCGACUGAAUACAUAUCUAAAAAUUUAAACGUACCUGUAGCUUGUGCACCCACAGGAGUGAAACAUUUACAUAAACUAGCUUUAACUUAUGAUAUUGGUGUAUAUUUUGAAGCAAAUGGACACGGUACUGUUGUGUUUAGUAAUGAGGCGAAAAAAACUCUGGUUGCUGCUAUGAAAAGUGAUAGUUUAUCUAGUGAACAAAAAGCGGCAUGCAAUAAACUUUUAAAUUUGAUAGAUUUAAUUAACGAGACUGUAGGUGAUGCAAUAUCCGAUAUGUUAUUGGUAGAAACGAUACUUCACGAAAGAGGAUGGAACAUUAGGCAGUGGGAAGAAUGUUACACAGAUUUACCUAAUAGAUUGAUGAAAGUUACAGUUAAGGACCGCACUGUUGUAACCACAACGGACGCAGAACGAAUAUGUGUCUCUCCAGAUGGACUCCAAGAUGAAGUAAAUUCGAUAGUGUCUAAAUAUUCCAAAGCAAGAUCCUUUAUUAGAGCUUCGGGUACAGAAGAUAUAGUUCGAGUGUAUGCCGAAGCAGCGACUAAAGAAGAAGUCGACAAAUUAGCAAACGAGGUUGUUAAAAAGGUGUACGAAUUUGCGGGCGGUAUAGGACCGAUACCUGAGAUACCUAAUUGAAACGAUUUAGGUAUAUAUAAGGUGUCCCAGAUUUGAAUGGCAAUCAGUUUGUGUAUAAUAAGCUAUUGAUAUUUAAAAGAAACAAGAGGGUACUUUUUUGAUGAAAGGUAAAAAAAUAAUAUUGAUUGGAUUAACUUUUAACCUAAUAUUCAUGAGAACAUUAAUUUGACUCAACAGAGAUUACCUUGACUCACAAGAAUGGUCAAAGUUAUGAUCACUAUCGUCUUUUCUUACUUUUGCGUAAUUUUCACCGCUUAUGCAUUAGGCCACCGUUUUCACUCGACGAAGUAUUCGGUGUGUGGCCUAGAUACAUAUUCUUUGAAAUUAAAAACACAAUGCCAAAUCCCCUCCAUAUUAUUAUUUACAUUUCUAUAUUUUUACCUUUUAUCUUUCUAGUUUUUUAUUAAGAAAUCAUUGAUUUUAUAUUUUUCCAUUUUGGAAGUAGGAUUUUUCACAUUUAAAAAUCACUAGUUUUUAUUAUAUAUUUCUUAAUUCACAAAUACAAGCUUUUCGAUUGUGCUGAACUGUACAAACUAAAAUUGCUGUAUCUAUUGACGUAUAAACGACGCAACCCAAAUGUGAAAGAAUUUUAGUUGUCAUGGGAUUUUUAUUGAAAUUGAUUCCUGUAAAUCUGGCUUUGGCCAGUGACGUUACAAAUAAUAUUAAGGGCAAAAUAUAUUACUUUUAUGUUUUUAAAAUUGUAUUAAACAAUAUAAGCAGAGCCAUUUGUUGCCACAACACUUUCCGAUUUCUUCCAAUCGUGGCAUGUCACAAUAUUAAAUGUCACAUGUUUUCAUAAAUGUUUAAUUUUUAACUCUUUCCUAGUAAACUUACCUUAGUCCACGGUUUACUGGCUAAAGUGAGAAGGCUCAAAGAGUUUUUAAUGGGUGUUUAAGUCAUCUGUUUCGGUAGUCAUGGCAAAACAUUUAUGAUGUUCUGACUUACUCUCUUAAUUAUUCAAGCUGUGAACUACUAACGGAUUUACGAGUUUACCAAACUCAACUCAUUCCUUAGAUGUUAAAUUCUCAGCUUUUAACCGCCUAUUAACGUUCCAGCACAUUUCAUUGUAAUCUAUACUCAACUAAGCGCCGAUGAGUAAGCUACAAGAAACUUUGAAAGUCAAUGUGUAGCUUACAACCAACGAUCUCACUGAUACUAACCAGCUCAGAAGUUCUCAGAGGUAAAUUCGACCUUCACCAAGAGAUACAGUACCAAAUUGUAACAAAAUAAUUCAAGAAAUAUAGUGAACAAAAUACAAGAGGUGCCUUACGUCGAGAUCAUCGGUAGUUAAUUAGUAACAAUAUAAAAAGUAAAUUUGGUAAUUAACAAUAAAAUAAAAGUGAAAUCAAAUAGAAAUAUAGCAAAUAAUAGUCAGUUGAGAAUUCUCCGAUAGGAAGUUGUUGUCUUCUAAUUUCAACAUGAGAUAAAGCUCGUAGUUUACUGGACAUUGUGGAUAUAGAUAUUCUUAUAUUGAGGUCUAACCGUACUAAUCCCGUAUUGUCAUGGAUCCCAGAAGUAUAUGGUGAAACAAAGCUUCCUUGUUAUGAAUUUGGAAUGUUUUUUCAUUGGAGAAGACCACAUUUUUUUUAUAACUCCUAUCGAUGGAUGGAAUUCAUUUGCACUCUGCUCUACUGCGCUUGUUUUCAAUGAAUUUGAGCUGUUCUGAGAGAUCUUGGGAAUAAUUUUUCUACUCGUGCUUUCACAGCGUUUUAAAUCGAUUUUUAGGAAUAUAUUCUACGAGAACCUUAUCAUUUUCAUUAGAGAAUUUCCGUAUAUCUUGAAUUAACGAUUUCGGAAUUCUUUUUGUUUUUGCCAGCGUUUAUUAACGUAAAUAAUGUAACGUUACUGACAUUUUGUUUUAGCCCUUGACUUUUUGAGCCUCCGUUAAAUGUUAUGACUUGAAAGGGAAGUGUAAAUUUGAGUAAAACGGAAAAUAUUAAGUAUAUUUCUAACAGUUGUUUUUAAAACUUCCUGUUUAGUCACCUCGUAAAAUGUAUAAGUAUAGAAAAAUACACCUUUUGUAAAUAUUCAUUUAUCAAUAAUUUGCUAGUAAUUUGACGAGCUUGAGAAAUAUUUUUUGUAUUUAUCGUCAAUUAGUGAAUAUUAUAUAUGCCUUCCUAUAUCUAUAUAUGUAUAUGCAUAAAAAAAAUUGCACAGUAUUUUUGAAAAUAAGAACAAUAAGUGAGAGCUUGGCCUAAAAGUAUGUGAAGUCCCUGAUAAAAAAUAUUUUUCGUAAAAGUCAGGAAAAUCCCAAUUUGUGGAAAGAAAUUAAAAAGCUGUAGUCCCUUGAAAAAUUACAGUUUUUCCUUUUCAUAUUUUUUCCUAUAAAAAAACACUGUUCAUAUACAGGGCCAUUUUAUAUUUUUAUGUUCAUUAUAUCUAUAUCUUAUCGUAUUCCCAAUGAUUUUUGUAAAUCAGCAGAUGUUUUACUCACUUAAAUAUCAGCACCAUAAUAAUACAAUAGAUAAUACAGCAAUACUCUUGCCAAUAUCACAUUUUUGCAGUAGUGAAUACACUUGCCUUAAUAGAAUAAAUUUAAUAUGUUUUUAUGGAUAUAUAUUAGAUCCUUUGACAUUUAACCUUCUACAUAAACCUUUAAAUUGCCACAGAAAAAUAUACGACCUUGACCUCAUAGUUCAUAUAAUCCACAAUGUUUUAUGAAAACUUAAAACGCCGAGAGCGAUGUGGUGAACAUAUUCCAUCAAUGAAAGUACGCUUAUUUAAAGUAGCUGAUUGUAGGAUUGUCUGGUUCAUAAAUAUGUAGAGAUGUUUAAAUUAUAUUUUUUUAAUAAAGCAUAUUAAAAAAUUAUAAUUUAAAAAAAAUCUGUUUUUUAUAGCUACGGGCCCUCUUAUAUGUCGCGUUAGUAUCGGCCCAACUGGACAAUGGCACUACCAGGGAGUAAAUUAUACGAACAACAUUGCCGUUAGCGAAUUCGCGUUAUCCCGACGUCAAGCGUUGCUAGCGCCGCCGGUGGCGUUCGUACCGCACAGUUUGUAACAAAAAUAGAAAUGGGCGUUUAAUGCCAAUGUAACAAGAGUAUACAAGUAUACAAAUAGUAUACUGUAAUAAGGUACAAAUUAUUGUGUACAACCCAAUUUGAAUGUACACAAUAAUUUACGACUCCUUCGUAAAGGGCAUAUGCUAAAUCGUACGUGUUCAGUUUUUUGUAUUCCAUCACUGUAUAUGUUAAAUAUCUGUGUAAUUCCAAUAUCGUGCUACUUAAAUUGUCAAUAACUACUUAUUAGUGUGAUGCAAAUGUAUGCAGUUAUUGACAUGUUCAAUUGAGAUUGAAAUCAACAGCUUGAUUGAUUUAUUCACGAAUUAAAUCUCUACACUACUCAUGUACUCAGCUGGAUUACCGACAUAAAAAAAACAUCAAAAUUAUAACAAAGUGUACUGGAAAUAUCACACUCACUUGACAUAAUGAAUCAGUAUUUAAUUCUCAACUCUUGCUUUAUAUUUGUCGGAUUGUACAAGUCGAUGAACAUCUUACAGUACAAUAAUAUGUACCUAUGUACACUUUAUUAUAUUCUUAUUAAUUAUUAACUUUGAUAUGCCAUUAGGAAUUAUUGAUUUUUGCACAAUGAAUUCAUUUUAAACUGAUUCGUUUAAAUAAAUGAAGGUUCAUUAAUAUUUAUUUUAUUUAUUUUAUAGAAUAAAAAUUUCAUUUAUAAUUUUUAUUAUAUUAGCGCGUUUUAUAUAUAUGACCAAAAGUGUUAUUGUACUCUGAUAUUUAGCAAAAUAUCGUAUAAUUUUAUGUAGUAUUUAUUACAUUUUAUUUUCAACCGGAUAUACGUAUAUUUAAGCUAAAUUAUCUAAGUUUUAAAGGUAGUGAGUUUAAACAUCUUUGUAGAUUGCGUGAGGUCUUAUAGGCUAUUUAGCUUUUUGCACUUCAAUUUGUGAAUCUGUACAUCCCUACGAUUCUUCACGAUUUAACCUAAAUUAGUACAUAUAAUCUAACCUGUUUUAUAACUAGAUAUUUCCAUAUCAGUAAAGAGGCGCAAAUUGUGUAGCAGUUAGUUAAAUACCUACAAGAUGUAGACAUAUGUGGAUUUAAAAGCUAAAAUUUAAUUUAUUUUUUUAACCUGUAGGUACAUUGCAUUUACUAAAAUAUAUAAAGUUCUCUACCUUUAAAAGGAUGUAAAGUUCUUCUUAUACAUUUAUUUAUAUUUAUUAUUUGCUCCAGCUUUUGAAUAAAUAUUGUUAAUCAUGUAAAUAUUUACAUAUAAACCAUUUUGAAAUAUUUAAAUAACACAAAGUGUUAAGAUGUAUUUAUAGACUUUGUAAUGAUUUUUCUGAAUUUGUUAUAUUGAUUAUAUAUUGUUUAUAACCCUAUUUUAAGAGUUUUAUUAUUUUUUAUUUAUUCUAUGAUACUGAGUGUCUACGACGAUUUGUUCACUUAUAAAUCUUAUAUAAUUCAAACGAAAGUUUUAAAAAACAAAAAAAUCUUCGUCAUAUUCUCUGUUCCACUGAUUUAAAUAAAGGCAAUAUACAGUAUUGCAGGUAAUUUUUGAAUUUAGUGUACAUAUUUUUGCAUGGUCUAUGAUUAUCAUUAAAAACACAGAACUACUGAUAUUAAAUUACAUAGUACAGCUCCUUUUCAUUUAGUCAUUCAGAAUGGACGUUAAACUAUAGGUGUCCUAUAUAUGUGUACACUUAAUGAUACACAACAUACAUAUAUGCAGCUCAGCGGCUUCGGUAUUCGUAUAUUGGAUAUUGUAAUAAAAGAUUAAGAAAACCAGUAACAAUAGAAGAUUUUCUAACUAAAAAAUCAUAUUCAUCAUCAUCAUUCUGGCAAUAAAACCCGACGUGGGUCCUACCCUCCUCAAGAAUUUCUCUCUAUAAACCCAGGUGUACAAAUUCGUUCACUGCUUCGAUGACGUCGUGUUCUAUAACAAGUGGUCGUAGGAUUUGUGGUUGCGUGUUUAUUUUCAUAUACUUCGUUUUGUUUGUGUUUAUUAUUAAAUCCAUUUUUAUAGCUGAUUCUUAGCUCUGAUAUAUAAUGCUAUAUACGCCUCUCGUACAGCAUUUUCCGUUCUCCCAACAAUAUUGAUAUCAUCAGCAUAAGCCAGGAUUUGCACUGGUUUAUUAGAUAUUAAACCAGUGGUUGUGAUUUGUGACAUACGUAUUACUUUUUCCAGAGUCAGAUUGAACAGUAUAUAGGAGAGAGGGUCUCCCUGGCAUAGCCCGUUAAUUGUUUUAAAAGGUUCAGACAGUUCCCCCUGAAUUCGUACUCUACAUUCAACUUUUUCAAGAGUUAGUUUUGCUAAACUUUACCAACUGAUAUGGUACUCCUAGCACGUUCAUUGCUUUGAACAUUUCUCUUCUAUUUACAGAGUCGUAGGCUGCUUUGUAGUCUAUAAAUAUGUGAUGAGUGUCAUUGCCAUAUUAUUCCAGUGUUUUUUUCCAAAAUUUGCCACCUCUGCAACGAGCCUAGUAUUUUCCUACUAUCUGUUCUACAUAUGGUGCCAUACGAUGACAUAGUACUGUGAAAAUCAUAUUUAACUCACAUAUAAAUGGUAGAAAAAUAUAACAUUUGGUUCACAUCUUUUUCCGUACCUCCAUAGGAGUAUUAAAAAUGUACAAUGUGACUUGUAUACAUCUUAGGCUGAAAAGUAUGCGUGGUUCGAUUAUGUAAGAUUUAACAAUUUUCAGAUGAUCAAUUUAUUUAUUCGAAAAUAAUGUGAACAAAACAAGUUGUAAACGUUUAAAUUGACCAAUCGAAUGAAAAUGCAAACUGGAUGAAUUUAUUUACCAAUGAUUAUACUUUAAAGCAAAGACAAAAUUAUAAACUUUAAAUUUAAUAAUCAAAUAAUGUUUUACUUUUAAUUAUUGAAAAGUGAAACAAAUAAAUGACACCGCCCUUUGUUCCCUUUUUUUACUAUAUUAACGUAAUCAUUCUGCAGAUUAUCUCAAAAAAUGACUAUAAAUAUGUCAUUUGGAACACCAAUUUUAGAUUGACAUUUUCCUGGGUGUCGCUUCCCCUCUCCAUGUACUUGAAUAAUCUCACAGCAGGAAAGAAAACCCGUAAAACUUCUGGGGCUGCGAUCUAUGGUCGCUAAAUUGUCCUCUCGUUAUCUUGGCCAUAUUUAAUUAAAUUAAAACCAUUACCAUACUUCUUAUUAGUAAAAUUGAUAUGCCUAUUACUGUUCAUUGUUUCAUAUGUUUGUUGUAUAUUGUAUACGUUUAUAAAAAUAUGAAUCUUACGUGGUUAGUUGAUGUUUAAAACUAGAGAUUAGAUACUUAACAAAUUUUUAUUUUUUGAAUAUUUCUAUAAUCUAAUCUGUAUAAUCAGCGUCCUAUAAUUUAGCUCAAUCUGACUUUUGUUAUAGUACUACAACAAGAGGCUUCUUACACAAGCACACUCCCAAGGUAUCUGCUAUCAAGAGCACGAUUACAAUGAUUUCCGCGUUAUAUGAAACGUUGAGUAUAACGUUUCAUAGAUCAAUAUCUGACGAAAGUGGUUGUUAAUUCAAGUUAGAGGCGCUUGCGCGAUCUGAAAACACUAGACCUAUGCUAGAAGAUUUCACGAACUUUAACCUUUAUUGUUCCACUCCCAACACAGUCAUGUAGUGUUAAGGACUAUCCCACAAAAGCCUUGGAUAGUGAAUAUAUUUACUGUGGUGAUUUAACGUAAUAAUAUGAUAAGUAAUAAGAUGCUCUUUUUUCUUACUAAUGUCUCAACUAACACUCCAUAAAAUACAAUUUGGAUGAUGAGAUAUCUGAGAAUAUAAUUACUAAAACAUGCAAUUAUUUUCCGUGAACGUUAUUGUAAAAACAGUUUUAUAAAUGUUAUUUUGAAACUUUCUUUUGGAUAUAUAAGUGAACAAUUGCUAAUAGGCGCCAUAUUCAAAGAACAUUGUGUUUUGAAAAUGUGGACACCUGAUAUAUAUGUAUUGGGAAUUAUCAUUUAGUUCAAUGUUUCUAAAACUUUUUAGUGCCAAUUUUUUUUAUCGAACUAAUAUAGUUUAUAUACCAAAUCAACGAUUUUUUUAAAUUUUAUUUUACAGUUCUUUUUCAGCGCAAAAUAAACGAAAUUUAUGGUAUCGGUCCAACUAGUAAUAGAAAAUUGGAAAAUAAUUUUUUGGUUUCACUAAUUAAUCCAUAAACCUCUUUACAAUUAUUGGCAUUUUAUUAUAACCACCUUAUACUAACCUAUGUAUUUGCUUAAAGAAUCCUUGGAAUAUGAGGUUUGUGCUUGUUUAGCAGUAAGAAUGCUCUCAAUUAAAUUUAUAAUCUAUAUAUAAGCCUAAAUAUUUUAUAUAAUUAGUUUUUGGUUAGUCCUCAUCAUCAAAGAUUUUUUGAUUUAGUUACAAUCUUUAGCAAUCAAAACACAAAUAAUGUUGUAUAAGCUAAUUUGUUGGCUUCAGAGCAAAGGGCUCUUAUUGGCUUGGUGAAGUCUUCACCAGUGACAAGACCACUUUAAUCGUUUCUCAGGUCAGCUGGCCAGUUCCUUUUGCGUUUUCUAUUGGCAUUAUGUUCUAUUAGAGAUUAAGGUAAGUGGUUACUGUGUCAUUCCAGUCCUUCAUGUUGCAGGCAUGUUCAUGUUCCAGGUCUUUAUAUCGGUUAUCGUUCGCAGUAUUUUCGAUUGGCUUCUUUGACUUAUGGUUGUAUUUUACUUGCUCGCACAUUCCCAGAGUUGUAUUCCUAUAUCAGAUUUUACAGGAAAAUUAUUGGAAUUACUUUAAUUCACUCUUGUUCAGAAUUCUCUCUCUCUAGUUCUGGUGAUCCAACUUUAAUUUUUUGAGAUCAUCUUGUAUUAGCUUUGGUUAAUUCCAAAAGCUACCGUCUUAAAAUAUGGGAUUUAUCGAUUUCAGACGUCCAAUAUAAAAUAUUUUUAAAUAAAAUUGGGGUUUAUCCCCAUUAAAUGUCUUAAAACUACAGAUUUACUUGUCACCUAACAAGUAGAUAUUUAGUUAAAAAUUUAAAAGAUUUUGGUAAAAAAGAUGCAACAGUGGGUAUUAAUGCAGUAAAAGAGUGAUAACAGUUUAGAGUAAUGCAAAUAAAAUUUUUUUAAAUGCUGUUGCAGUGCUUGUUCUCAUUUAUCUUGUUCCAGCAUGUUUGUCUUCAUACCAAGUCACCAUCUCAUAUAUCAGCAAGAUAUAAAACGUACAAAUGCGUUACUCUUACACAACUUGACGGUUUUAAUGGAAAAAAAAAUAAGAAUUUGUUAUAAAGAAUUAGAAAAAGUAGGUCAAGAAAAGUUAAAAAUAGAUUGUGUCAAGUUAUCAGUGUUUACUUAUAUAAUAAAUUUUCAUUUAAUAUCGAUCCAAAAAUUAUUAACUAUUUACUGAAAAUUAGAAACGGACUUUGUUUUUUUUUUAUUUAAACAAAAAUGAUCCUGCAUCAACUACUAAGAGUUGUUAGCAGGGGGUACAAACACAAAUUACAAGUAUUUAAUUUCUUACAAUGUAUAUAUGUAUAACUUAAAUAUAUUCUACUAAACACUGUAAAAUUUAAUGUCUUUCAAAUAUUUCAGCACUUGGUUGAACUGGUAGCUUAGUAGAUCCUUCAUGUUGGUAGAGAGGUUAUUUUUUCUUGUUUCUUGGGGGGUAUGUUUUGCAUUCUAACAGAAUAUGUUUCACAGUGAUUUGGAUCUUGCAGUUGUGACAGAAAGGGAUGGCGUCUUUAUUUAUUAAGUGAAUAUGGGUUGGUAUAGUAUGUCCUAAUCGUAGUCGAGUUAUUAUCACUUGUUCACAACGUUUGAGUGGGAGUGGUAAGAUGGUGCCGACAGUUUCUAUAACAUUUUUAAUUUGUUAUGUGGAAUGAGAGUUAUACUGCGAUAAGUUGGUAAUAUGUUUUUUAAUAGAGGUUUUAUAGUCGUUUCUUGUUAUCUUGUGUGACACAGGGAUGCUUUCAUUUAGUGCAGCUUCAUUCGCAAGUUGGUCCACUGCUUCGUUUCCCUUGAUUCCCACGUGUGAUGGCACCCAUAAAAAAGUUAUUUGUAUGUUUUUUGUUGAUAGUAGUAUGAGUUCAUUUUUUAUUAGCAUUAUAAUUUCAUUUGAUGGAUACAAUUGCUGUAAAGCUUUUAGUGUACUUAAUGAGUCGGAUAUUAUAAUAUAAUGAGGUGCGGAUUUUCUUUUGUCCAAGAGAACGUGGACUAGAGUUAUAACCGUUAGCUCUUACUUUUGUAUAAUAAAUAUACAUAUACAUAAUAUAUAUAAUGUAUAAUAAAUUUUGUAUAAAAGCUAGUGUGUGACCCUCAAUUUCAAAUUUUUGUGGUGUUUUUAAGAUGUUAUAUUUCCAUGCAGUGUCGAAAGCUUUAUUGAUAUCAAUAAAAACAGCUAAUAAUUUUUGAUUGUGUAGAAAUGCUUCAUUAAUUUCAGACUCAAGCGAUACUAAGUUGUCGGUAGUGAAUCUGCCUUUACGACUUUACGUUUUUGUUGUUAAAUAUUCUAAUAUUUUCUAUUCGAUACAAACUAAAAAUACCAAACAUUGUAACUGGGUUUAUUGACUCUAUAAGUGAAACUUCUUCAAAAUAUCUCAGGACUAAUGAAUAUUUUUUAACGUAUUGCUUACAAUAAUAUAGUUAAGUACCUAUUCAUCGAAUAUUAACUUCAAUGUUAACAUUGAUGUUGCAAGUUAAAAUAAAGCCUACUAAGGAAGACGAAUUUGUUAAAGUAGGUAAUAAUGUGCUUGGUCAGAAACAUUUCAUUAUGAAAACAAGAUUUAAAUGUUCAUUAAAUUCAUCAUAAUUAGAAAAUAAAUAAAGUAAAAAGUGAAAGAAAAAUUAAACUUAGCACUACGCCACUAUUUUCUCUUUGUUUAUAAUUUCAUCAUCUUCUAUUGGUAUUUGAAUAAUCUUAAUUAUACAAUAUAUAAUUGUAUUAUUAUCAUGUUUCAACAGCCUCAAACAACGGAAUAGCUAUAAACCAUUGAUUGAUGUAAAUUUAUUUCAUACUAAUGCCAAUCUUCCUCACGUCCUCAGAUAUACAAUCCUUCUACAUCAAUCUUGGCCUGUCACUACUCCUAUUUCCCACGGGAAAUGUAAGUUUAUUUAGGAUAGUUUCCAUUUACUCUUCACAGGUGUCCUGCCCAUCUCGGUCUACCUCUUUUUAUCAAGGAUAUUACAUCAUUGCCUUGCAAUCUACGUUUAAGGAAAAGCUUUAGAGAAAGUACGCAGAAGACUUGCCAGCUUUGAGAUGUGGUGUUAUCGAACAAUGUGGAAAAUAUCAUGGACACACCCAGUAAAAAAACGGAAACAUUAAGAAAGAUGAAAACAGAAAAAAAAUACUCAACACUAUAAAGUAGAGAGCUACUUUUGUCACAUACUAAGAAAUGAAAAAUAUAAGUUGAUGCGAUUGGUUUACAAGGGAAAGUAGAAGGAAAAAGAGGACCGAGGAGACGACGCAUUUCCUGGUUGAAGGAGUGGAAAAACAACAAUAGAACUCUUCAGAACUGCUGCAGACAGAGUGAAACGGUCUGUGAUGAUCGCCAAUGUCUUUAAAGGAUGAGUCACACAAAGAAGAAGAAUCCAUCUGCUAUAUAUUUACAUAUUUUAUGUAUCUAAAGUCAUAUCGCCUUCUCCAGACAUCCUUUUCACAAGUCUUAGAUUCGAAGAUGAGUUUGCAUUUGUUUUAGAAAUAGUCAAUGUUUCCCACUCAUGUAUCAGCAGUGAUACAAUGAUUGCCAUAUUCUUAGUUUGGUUUUUUAACGUGACGUCGUAUUGUUACUCUCAAUCACAUUCCUUGAAAAAUAUUUGUUUUGGAUCGUCUCAACAGAUAUUUUUUAAAUAUCAAGAAUACUAUUAUUGUAUAGUGUAAUGCAACGAAGAAAUUAAUGUUUUCUUAUAAACUGUGAGAAAACUAUGUGUAUUUAUUUAGGUAAAUUUGGAGUAUCAUUGCUAACUGUAAGUCAUGGAGUCAAGUUUUGGUCAUAUUUGUAGUUCUCUCGUAUGAACUGUUGACAUAUAUUUAUCUUUGUUCGCCAUAUUGCUCUUUGACUAACGGUAGUGACUACUAUUUUUUCUUUUUACAAAAUUCGGGAGUUUUUAUAGUGGAAUGUUUUUCUGUUUGAAUACAAAGCUUGGUUACCAGAGUACUUAUUUUUAGCUUAAAAACCCAGUGACUUAACACACUACCAUUAAAUUAAGGAAUUGACGUAUAACUUGGAAUAAAUUUGAAGCUUUUGUGUAUUUGACUAUUAUGUGUAAGCUUUUAGAUAGCUUCAUAGUUAAUAGAAUGCAUCUCCUGAGUAUUUGAGAAAGCAAAUUACUGCCAUCUAAAGUGUAAGUUAAUCUAUUUAUUGAUACAUUAGGUUUUUAUACGUUAAGCCUAGUCCUGCAAGAUAAAUUUAAAACGCAAUAUUUAUUGUAGCAUUUAUAAAAUGUCUUUUUUAUUUGAUUUUAAAAAUGUUGCAUAUGUUUAUGAAAAUAUAAAUAAAAAUUCUUUAUUUAUUGCUGUACUAUUUUAAUAAUAAAAAUUUUUAACUUUGUUACCAUCUUUGAUUUUUAUAAAAUCCAAAUCAGCAAAUAAAAUGUCUUUA
This is a messenger RNA of Diabrotica balteata, 13263 nucleotides long. The record is from the annotation of a GenBank genome assembly. Lineage: Eukaryota; Metazoa; Arthropoda; Insecta; Coleoptera; Chrysomelidae.